CCUUUGCCGGUCUAAAAGAAGUAAGCACACAGAAUUAAUCUAUGUUGUUCACUUGGGUUUGUCAAAUCUAUCACGACGUGUAUUCAUUCAAUGAGAAUUUGUUCGUCAUUUUUAAAGACUUGUGUAUUUAAUCUGCGAUUGUAUGUGAUUUUAUUUUAAAAUGGCGAAGUUGGUCGAUAUAUACAACAGCGAUAAAGAUCCAAUUAUAAAACGGCGACAAUUACCGUUAACAAUCUACGAAAAUCUUACCAUGGUCAUGGAUUUGAAUACGAUGGGUCUGAUUUGUGACAAUCCUCAAGUGAAAGGGCGUGAAUACGAAGAAUUUGUACGGAAAUACAAAAUUCUCACAACAGAUGAGCUGAAAGCAGCUCUAAGGGUGGAGGCAUCUGAUAUUUUUAAUGUGUUAAACCAAAGCAUUCCAUGUGUUGGCUGUCGAAGAAGUGUGGAGCGUCUAUUUUAUCAGCUUUGUAAAUCAGGACAUCCUACUUUAGAUCCACUGGUUCUUACACCUGACGAAAUUAUAACUUUUAGAGAAGACAAGAUAACGCAACCACAGUCACUUGCUUCAUUGCUCAACGGACACAGUACGGGCAUCGAUUGCCUCAUCCUAAGCCAGCCACGGUGGAAGAAAUCUCAGCGCUGCAUCCUACAUUCCCUGGAAGCAGGAGGAGCACGUGGCUGGGGAUGGAGCGCAUGGGGCUGGGGCGGACGAGCUACAUGGCGUGCCGCCUGGGACGCCAUGCGCGCUUCCGCUCGUGAUCACGUCACCCUCGUGCACUUCAACACGCUGCACGACACUUUACACAACUACCUGAGGAAACAUCGCUUUUGUGCUGAUUGCAAAACUAAGGUGCUUCGAGCUUAUCAACUCUUGGUAGAAGAGAAAGAACCGCAAAAAGAAAAAGGAUAUGUAGGUGCACUCUAUGGAGGUAUCAAAAGAUGCCUUCUUGACAAACACUUACAUUUACAAGCAAAGACUGAUUACAUUGCACACCUGAUAGCUAGGGCGGAACCUGAGCUGCUUGGAAAUCACAGAGAGAGACAUGCUAAGACUUUGGAAAUUGCACAAGAAGAGGUUCUGAUAUGUCUUGGAAUAUGUAUAUAUGAACGUCUGCAACGCAUCUCCCUUCGUCUUCGGGAAGAAGAAGGCACUUGCCAAACGCUUGCUGCAGUUGCAGUCGAGGCACUAUACCGCAAGUUCGAAACUGCUGUUGAGCACAAGAGUGGGGUCUCCAAACUACAGCUGCUGUAUGAUGAAAUUACUCAAGAGGAACUUACCAGGCAACAAAGGAAGGAACAGAAAAAACUGAAAAGGCGUAAGAAGAAGGAACGGCAAGCAGUUGAGGGCAAAUGCAAGGAAGCUGAUUCAGAAGAGCCAGAUGAGAAAUGCCAAUGUGAAGAGUGUCUACUAGAAGAGAGAGACACUCCGACCGAUUUGCUUACGCCCCACUCCUAUAGCCAAUGUUUCGAGACAAAUGAAGAGGGAUGUCAAUCAUGUCACAAUGACUCAAAAACGAAACGCCGAUCGUCGAAAAAAACGGGCAAGAAACGCAAUAAGAAUGGAAACCUCUCUCCCAAUGAACAUAGUCAUGACUGUGGAUAUUCAUCUGGUAACACAGGAGGCUGCUGUGAGACUAUGUCAGGUUCAUCAUCUCUGAUGAGUUCACCUGAAGGUUCUGAAGUUGCCUGUUCCGAAGGGUUCUGCAAUCAUGAACGUGGCGAUUGUUUGGACAUGAUUAAAAUUGAUAAGCCAUGUCCCAAUUUCACACUCUCAUUACAGGAAAUGCUAAUGGAUACAUGUUCAUCAGACGACGAAGAAGAUGCAAGUUACAUACCCAUAGAGGAUGUUUUGGAAUUUAAGUCUCGGAGGAAUAUAACAGAGAAAAGACAAGAGCUUCGACAAAAUCUUCGGCAGAAGUUCGCUCAGUUGUGUGUGAACACACCACAGUCACAGCUAGCACAAACUGGGAGCAAACAGCCAAUCUAAUCUGCAUCAUGUUCAAUUUGCCACAUUUCAGUAAAUAUUUCAGAAUGCAUUAGUUAUUUUGUCUUCAUCAUCGGUAGAUAAAACAUUGUCACUAUUGAAUUAUACUGUAAGUUAUAAAAUUACACAAUAGCUUGUCACAACAGUUACAUUCAAUACAUAAGAUGAUAGUAAUCAUAUGAAAGGCAAUAUUGGUAUCCUUUGUGAUGAAGGGUAGACGUUCAGUAAUGGAUCCUCAUGCAGAUAUCAAUGUGUAGUCUAGUGUGCCAAUAGAUCAGAAGUCUUCUGUAUUCCUGUAAAUCAGUAAUAUGUCUUCAUUUAUUGAAGUUUCUUGUUACUGAAGGUUAUGUACGCUUAGUAACAUUUAAUACAUGUUAUUGAUAUUAAAACCUUUGUGUAAACAUUCUCAUUCUUCUGUAUUUAAAAAAAAGACAACCAGUAUGAGGAAGCCUUUAUGUUUUUUUCUUACACAAGCAGAUGUGCUCUAGACAAUCUGCUGUUAAGAUGUGAACUGUGCCCAUAAUCAUCACAAUGUUAAUAUUAGCACCAACCUUGAGACAUCAGUUCAGUUUCAAUUAUUUGAAUGUGGUCUUAAACUGAAACAUUUUUGUUUAAUUAACGACGUAAAAUUCACUCGAAGCACGAAAAUGCGAGAAAAUUUGUUUGAACUAAAGUAGUUGAAGUAAACCCUUUGAAGACAUACAAUUGCAAACAUUACUGAGAUAUUAUACUAUUAAAAUAUUACUAUACAAACUUGAUGUUAUUCUAUCAACGUAGAUGUGUUUUUUUGGUGUUUAUACUAAGCAAUAAUUAUAUAGUGUUGUUACCUAUGCAUGUAGUAUUUAUUGCAAUUAUAUAUUGGAUGGAUAGCAUUAUAUAAAUUACAAUACAUUUCUUGAACGUCUAGCCUUCUGUUUGAAGUUCAUAUUUGAAAACGUUACAUUUAGUUUGGCAGAAAUAGAAAAAUAACAUAAUGUACCCAGAUAUUUUUGUUAUUGAGAACAAGCUAUUUUUAUUUGCCAAGCAAUUCAAUCAUGGUUUUGUCUUUAUGCUGUCUAUCUAUUGUUUUAAAAUCAAUCAUUGUUUAUGAAUGAAAUAAAUGCAUGGUUUAUAUAUUUUGUAAUAUUUUCACAUUAUUUUAUUUAAAUGAAUUGGAAUGAUGUGAAUUGAAAAUUGAAGGGUACCAACCCUAGUGAUAUGUUGACCUGAUGACCAGCAUUUAAAUGUUUAAAAACAAAAUUUUAGAGAGCUUAGUAAUGAAUGGAACAUGAACAUUACUGUAGCAUUUUUGAUGAGAUAAUUUUAUUUACGAUGCUUUAUGUGACUAUUAUGGAAACAUAAUGAUGAAUUAUUGCUCGUUAAUAGCUUAAAAAACUAUGUCAAGAGUUACCUUGGUUGAUUUGCCAUUGUUGUUAAAAUCCAAUCAUUUGUAACUCUGUUUUAAAAAUAAUAUAUAAUACAAAUAUAAUACAGUGAAAA
Messenger RNA from Bombyx mori (domestic silkworm), 3463 nucleotides. Its product is annotated as gametogenetin-binding protein 2-like. Bases 161 to 1987 code for a protein of 608 amino acids. NCBI's taxonomy places the organism in Eukaryota, Metazoa, Arthropoda, Insecta, Lepidoptera, Bombycidae. The transcript has 8 exons. The record is from RefSeq and is a predicted model, not a curated record. Gene Ontology annotation, cellular component: cytoplasm; nucleus.